CAGGAAAUGACGUAAAUACUUUGGGAUUGUUAUGUGCAACUGGUAAUAGCGUCCGUCAAGGAACAAAUGCUUAACACCUUGAUACAUUACAAAAAAAUACCCGGUAUUUAAACCUUGGCAUUUUUCUAAUUUAUUUAUCUUCCACGGGUUUUGAGAUUUUGUCUGCUCUUAGGCUGAGUUGUAAUCGACAAUUAAACGCAAACGAAAUAUCUAGCAGACAAUAUCAAACCCUGAGGACAUUUGUCCUUCUAUUUUAAAUAUCGAAAUUAGCUCUCAUGAGCAAACACCCUCAGUCCCUGACGAAACCGGUUAUGGAGAAGACGUGAGGAUAACAACGAGAGUCUUUUGUUCGUGAACGCAUUUCAUUCUCUCUUCUUUAUUGGUCAGUUCCUCUGGAUGAAAUGAAUUUCUUGCGGAACCGCCUCGUUGUCUUGUGCCUGGUGCUUUUGGCCACGCUGCUGCUGUAUCUUCUGCUGCCGUCCAUUCGCCAGGGCAGCAUGGAGCCGUCUCUAAAAGCUCAACGAUCAGCGGUGCUGGCCACCUCGCCCCCCGUGCUAACCCCUAUCAAUGUAUCCAUUCGCACUGGGCAGUUACCCGGAGACCCACCUCUGUUCUUCCGGGAAGCUUUACCUGUAGAUGGAGCCGGACGACAGAUCAUACCAAGGCUGCAAGUGGUCCUUUUACACGGUCAAGCCUUCACUUCAAAGACCUGGGAGGAGCUCGGUACCAUGGCAAUCCUGGCAAAUAAUGGAUACCAGGCUUUAGCAGUGGACCUGCCAGGUUAUGGACAGUCACCAGACUCUGAGGCUCCAAAGUCGGAGCAGAAUCGCGUGGAACUCCUGUCAAAGUUCAUGGAGUCUUUAGGCAUCAAGGCGGCUGUCCUCGUGAGCCCGUCCAUGAGCGGACAUUACUCGAUCCCUUUCCUCAUGAAGAACAACGCUCAGCUCAAAGCCUUCGUUCCUGUUGCUCCGGUUGGAACUCGAAGUUACUCCCCACAGGAAUACCAGAAUAUUCAAACUCCCACUCUUAUCGUUUUCGGAGCUUUGGACACAAAUCUCGGAGCUCAGUCCCACAAGAACCUCAUGCAGCUCCCCCAUCACAGCGUCCUAAAGCUGGAGGGAGCGCGGCACGCGUGCUACAUGGAUAAACCUCGAGAAUUUCAUCAAGGAUUGAUUGAAUUCCUCAGCAAACUAAAGUGAGAAUGUGUUGAAAAAAGGAGUCAAGUUAUUGGAGGAAUCUCCAGCGAGUGAUUUAACGCUUCAGAUUUACCUAAAGGUACUAUAAGCUGAUUGUUUGGGUUUUUUUUAAAGCUGGAAGUUGUUUUGCUGCUUAAGAUGUACCAGUUCAGAAAAGAAUACGUAGAUAUAAAUAUGUGGGGUUGGAUGUUACACCUAACUACAAGGUUUGCUCAGUUUAUUAUUAGUGGUAAAAAAUAUAUAUUAUAAUAAAUAAAUAAAGGCAGCACUGUGGUGAGUUUAGUUCCAUGUUUUCCAUGUCUCUCAAUGUCUCUCAUUGCAUGAAAAAAAACAAAAUAUUUCAGUUUCAUUGUUAAAUGUUACCUGUAUACAAAAAAGCAAUGAUUCUGUUACCUGCACUCUUAAAAAAAGGGUUAAGCCGAAAUAUGUUGUAAUUAUUAUCCCAACUAUCUCGACGUGUUACUUGAAAGAAAUAAGAGACUAUUUGUCAAAAAUGUUAUGUAUAAAAGUGAAGACCACAAUGUUUUUUUUCUUUUCAGGCAAGUUUACAAAGGUGUAAAUACUAAGUGUUAAAACAUUCUGCACAAAUGAAAUGAAAGAAAUGUGUGGGUUCUGCUUAAAAGAAAAUAAAUGAAUUUUGAGUUGA
This is a messenger RNA of Oryzias melastigma (Indian medaka), 1842 nucleotides long. RefSeq names its product abhydrolase domain containing 14A (gene abhd14a). Lineage: Eukaryota; Metazoa; Chordata; Actinopteri; Beloniformes; Adrianichthyidae. Gene Ontology annotation, cellular component: cytoplasm. The transcript is spliced from 5 exons. The record is from RefSeq and is a predicted model, not a curated record. The coding region runs from base 402 to 1199 and encodes 265 amino acids.